Monascus purpureus is the source of this 1129-nucleotide messenger RNA. Lineage: Eukaryota; Fungi; Ascomycota; Eurotiomycetes; Eurotiales; Aspergillaceae. The record is from the annotation of a GenBank genome assembly.
AAUGGCCAGAGACCGCUAGGCAAUACGUUAUAAGAUCAGCAGCAGCUGUUCAGGUAGCACUCGAGCCAAAGCGCAUUUUGUGUCUUUUGAAUUACCUUCUGGGUGGUCCAUUGCGAAUACCACUACGAGUCCCCAAUAUCCCGAUAUCUGUUUAUCUUCUUGGACCCCCAUUGGGAGAGAAGGUGACGUUGACCGGUUCCGCUGCGGAGAGCAACGACAGUUACCCUCGGACGAUACACUUCAUUAUGUCCCAAUCGCUGCGACCAUAUCUCCAAUGUGUUAGAUCGUCUUUGACCGCCGCCCUCGCGGUCUCGAACUUCGCUUCUCAGACGUCGGAAAGACACAACGUCCCGGAGAUUGAGGCCGCCAGCUCCCCAGAAGUUCUCCUUAACCCCCUGACGAUUUCUCGUAAUGAGAAUGAGAAAGUUCUUAUCGAACCUAGCGUGAACAGUGUUCGCGUUAGCAUCCGAAUAAAGCAAGCGGACGAGAUUGAGCAUAUCCUGGUACACAAGUUCACGAGGUUCUUGACGCAGCGCGCAGAGUCCUUUUUCAUUCUGCGACGGAAGCCAGUAAAGGGUUACGAUAUUUCCUUCCUUAUCACCAACUUCCAUACGGAAGCCAUGUUGAAACACAAACUGGUCGACUUUAUUAUCCAAUUCAUGGAAGAGGUGGACAAGGAAAUUUCAGAGAUGAAACUUUUCUUGAAUGCACGUGCUCGAUUUGUUGCGGAAUCCUUCUUGACACCAUUUGACUAAGUUCUGCCUUGUCUCACAUAUGUUUGGCUGCGGAUGUCCCUUGCUAUUGAACUCCCCUGCAAGCUGCAAGCUGUUUACGUUGUAAUAAGAUUUCGCAAUUUGCGACCUGGCAUAGCUUUCAUUUCCUCCUAGCUGAAUUUGCUUCCCUAAGCCUCAAUUCUGCUUGUCUCGCAGUUGUGUUGCACCUUCCAUCGUUUGCAAGGGCUACAUGAGCCUAGCGAUAGCAAAUGUACGCAGUGGAGUAUCAAUGGGGUGCUGUCUCUGCAUAGUUCUCUGCACUUGACACCCGAAUCUUUAACUUACACAUACAUAUUUGUCAUGAUAUUAGGCUAAGAAUAGGGCUAGGAAUGGACUUAAGUUCUACUUUGGCGCAA